Messenger RNA from Megachile rotundata (alfalfa leafcutting bee), 2263 nucleotides. RefSeq names its product Ceramide phosphoethanolamine synthase. NCBI's taxonomy places the organism in Eukaryota, Metazoa, Arthropoda, Insecta, Hymenoptera, Megachilidae. Gene Ontology annotation, molecular function: phosphotransferase activity, for other substituted phosphate groups. Gene Ontology annotation, biological process: phospholipid biosynthetic process. Gene Ontology annotation, cellular component: membrane. The record is from RefSeq and is a predicted model, not a curated record.
AGAAUGUACGAUAACAUAGUUAUUUCGAACUAACAAUAAAUGAAGAAAGUCUAUUCUUCAGCAUUAUAGACUUAAAUGUAACAGUAUAUAUUAGACUUAAAUCAGUAUUUAAAUGUAAUGCUGUAACUUACAAAUUGUGGUAUAAGUAUUUGAUUGAAGUAUAUUUAUUUAUGUAAGAAAGUGCCAAAGUCAUGUACAAAAUGUUUGGUACAACUACUCUAAUAAGCAAGUCGUUCCUAGCACUUUUAAUAUUAUUGACAUUAUACUUUCUUGGAAUGGACCUUUUGCUUUAUUCUAGAAUACAGAAUUACGCUGUGAGACCACUACCAAAUAGCACCAGAUAUGUUUCAGUUAUACCAUGUGACUUUAAUCCAUUGUGUACAGUGACUGUGAAAGGAUUGAUGCUUGAUCAUCCAAAUCAUUUUCUUCUAAGCCCUCUUGCUGCUAUUAUGGAUAACUUAUUACACAUAAGCAGUUCUUGGACAUGGGUAACGCCCAAUGCAAUCAGUUGCUUUCACGUCUUAGUAGCAGUGGCAGCUGGUAAAUGUGUUUCCAGUGACUCAUUGUCUUACAGACGCUUAGGCGUAAUACUUUUUCAAGCAAGGACAUGGUUAGAUGAUCUAGAUGGCCAUGUUGCCAGAAAAAGAGCAAAUAUUGAUGGUGAACGAUCAGAUGUUGGUUCUACGGGUUACAUCGUUGAUGGCAUUUGCGAUGCCUUGGGUUGUGUCGCUCUAAUUAUUGGCCUGUAUCAGUUUCUUGCCCGAAAUUCAAGUAGACGUGGAGGAUAUGACAAGCUAUCACAACUUCCUGUUUCAUCGGUUGUGGACCCUGGCAAUGUAACUUCAAAAACUUCAAAUGGCGCACUUCGUAACAUACUACUUAUGACCGUCCAUUUGUUCCUGACCAGUGCUGCUUGGAAUCGAUAUAUAUCUUUGUACCAGGAUCUUCUUGAGACUGAUUAUAGAACACCAUCAAUUAGUAAAGAACGUCUUUACAUUAGACAAACAACUAUAUUAAGAAGCUUAUCCUUUUGGGUAAUAGUGCUAUGCUGGAAGUUUGUGAAUUUUCAUGCAGUUAUGGAUUACUUACUUUUGGCGAUAUUUUUUGAUCGUUUGCGUGAAUAUAUUAAACUUGUAAGAUGGUCCUCUUAUGUAAUCAUAUUACUAAUUGUUUAUGUAACUGAAUUUCAUUUUUUGCGGGCCUAUACAUAUGUACAAGGUGUAUCAUCAUUUAUUGACGAAGAAGUAUCUUCAUCUAAUGUCUUCAUUCAGGGAUGACAGUAUGAAUCUUGGAAGACCCUGUUUUCUGUAUUUGUUCAUCACCGGUGAUAUACAAUACCCAGAGUAACUCUUGUACAUUGAAAUUUGCAAAUUUGUUUAUCUGUAAAUCUUGAUAAAAUUUUUUGUAUUUUGUAUUUUUCUGCAUGUAUUUUGUAUAAAUAACAGACUGAUGUAUAAAGAAAAUGUAUAUAACCCCUUAAAUAUUAAGCUUUAUCACAGUUUUUUUAAAUUUCACUUUGAAAAUAUUGUAUGGUAUUGAAGCAUUAAUAUAAUAUUACUGUUUUAUCAUAGUUAUAAUUGCCAAAUAAAUUUGCCAGAUCAUUUGAAAAUUAUAACAGAUAUAAGCUUAUACAUUAUCUUUUCAAAAGAAAAGAUUAUUAGAAAUGAAUACUGGUUCAAAGUACUUAGUAACAUACAAUAAAUCUUUAUUCCUUGUUAAAUAUAUUUAUAUACUAUGUUGUAAUUGUAUCUCUAUUUCAUGUAUUUUACUGAUGAUACUGUGAUCUUUAAUAUUUACUUCUUAAUUGGUUUAAGGGGUUAAUGUACACAUAUGAAUCAUAUUUUAAUGGGUAUGUAAUUAUCCAUUACAUUAAGGAUUUUUCUUAAGUGUAAUUUUUAUAUGUGUAGUCCAAUUUGAGAAGCAAAAUGAAAAUUGUUGCAUCUUUCAAUUUAGUCACUUUCUAUCUAAAUGAACAAUAUAUUAUUAUAUGUACAUGUGGUAUAUCUAUACAAUUUAUGUUAAAAGAUACAACAAUAAGCUGGGUAAAAUAUGUUGAUACAUGAUAAUUAUUACAUAUUACUGAAUAUGUUAAACUGUAAUUUCCUAUUUAUCAUUUAUAAUAAUUAACAAUUCUUGCCUUAUCUAUGUAUUUUGAUGUGAUCCCAGUGUUACAAGUUAUCUAGUUAUAGCAUUUGUAAGUUUGCCAGAGUUAUGUGGUAGGUUGUUAUCGUGCAUAAGCUGUUAUAACGAGCUUUCGAUUAAA